Molecule: messenger RNA, 6943 nt
Organism: Sinocyclocheilus anshuiensis
Lineage: Eukaryota; Metazoa; Chordata; Actinopteri; Cypriniformes; Cyprinidae
Product: syntaxin-binding protein 5-like
Exons: 26
Coding region: 366-3746 (1126 amino acids)
Biological process (GO): Golgi to plasma membrane transport; exocytosis
Cellular component (GO): SNARE complex; cytoplasm; plasma membrane
Molecular function (GO): syntaxin binding; GTPase activator activity; myosin II binding
Source: RefSeq, a predicted model, not a curated record
UGCGCAUGCGCGGCGCUGCAGCGAUGUUUCCGCGUUGAGUGAAGAGCAGAAGGGAUCGAGAGAGAGAGAGAGAGAGAGAGAGAGAGAGUGGCAGAGAGGAUAGAGGAUAGAGGGAAUUUGCGACGCAGCAGGACGCCGAGUCAGAAUAAACGGACACUCCACAAACGCUAAUAAAAACCAACAUCAACAAAAUCAACGUUCAAAACCGAAGCCUUUAGCCAUGGAGGACACGGCAAACACUUAAAAUGUGAGGUUUAAAGAGACAUGCUGCAGAAACGAGCGAGAGCGGCUUUCCCCAUCAGCAUCCACGGCUGAUCUCGACUCGGGUGCUCCCGUCCCCCUCCGUCACUCGCACUGGGGGGAAAAUGAAGAAGUUUAAUAUCCGUAAGGUGCUGGACGGCUUGACGGCCGUGUCGUCCCCUUCUCCAUCCUCGCAACUCGGGGCCAAGGAGAACGAGCUCAUCCCGGAGACACUCCAGUCUGAACACUUCCAGCUCUGCAAGACUGUGCGCCAUGGCUUCCCCUUUCAGCCCUCCUCUAUGGCAUUCGACCCCGUCCAGAAAAUCCUUGCCGUCGGGACUCAGAGUGGAGCUUUACGAUUAUUCGGCCGACCUGGUGUGGAGUGUUACUGUCAGCACGAGAGCGGAGCAGCUGUCAUCCAGCUACAGUUUCUCAUAAAUGAAGGGGCGCUGGUUAGUGCUUUGUCUGAUGACAGUAUUCACCUGUGGAACCUGCGACAGAAGAGACCAGCUGUGCUGCACUCACUCAAGUUCAACAAGGAGAGGAUAACGUUCUGCCAUCUGCCCUUCCAAAGUAAAUGGCUGUACAUCGGCACGGAAAGAGGAAACAUCCACCUUGUAAAUGUGGAGUCCUUUACCCUCUCAGGAUAUACCAUCAUGUGGAACAAAGCCAUUGAACUGUCCUCCAAGGCCCACCCCGGCCCAGUCGUUCACAUUAGUGACAAUCCUAUGGAUGAGGGCAAGCUCAUAAUAGGAUUUGAGUCUGGGAUCGUAGUGAUGUGGGAUUUGAAAUCAAAGAGAGCUGACUACCGGUACACUUACGAUGAGGCGAUCCAUUCUGUGGCCUGGCACCACGAGGGGAAGCAGUUUAUCUGUAGUCACUCAGACGGCACACUGACCAUAUGGAAUAUAAAGUCCCCAGCCAAGCCCGUACAGACAAUCACGCCACAUGGAAAGCAGCCUAAAGAUGGAAAAAAGCCAGAGCCUUGCAAACCCAUUCUUAAAGUAGAGUACAAGACCACGAGAGCAGGGGAUCCAUUUAUGAUCUUCUCUGGUGGUUUGUCGUAUGACACUGUUGGUCGACGGCCAUGCUUGACAGUAAUGCAUGGAAAGAGCACGGCAGUAUUGGAGAUGGAUUAUUCCAUUGUAGAUUUCCUCACCCUGUGUGAAACGCCAUAUCCUAAUGAUUUUCAGGAACCGUAUGCUGUAGUGGUCCUCCUCGAAAAGGAUUUAGUUGUUAUUGACCUUGCACAAAACGGUUACCCUAUCUUUGAAAAUCCUUAUCCCAUGAUGAUUCAUGAGUCUCCUGUGACGUGUUGUGAGUACUUAGCCGAUUGUCCUGUGGACCUCAUACCUGCACUUUACUCUGUCGGGUCUCGCCAGAAACGACAGGGCUACAGCAAAAAGGAAUGGCCUAUCAGUGGCGGAAACUGGGGCCUGGGCACACAAAGCUACCCUGAAAUAAUAAUAACUGGGCAUGCAGAUGGUUCAGUGAAGUUCUGGGAUGCAUCAGCAAUAAUGCUCCAGGUGCUGUACAAGCUGAAGACAGCUAAGGUGUUUGAGAAGGCGCGCUGUAAGGAGGAGAAACCCAGCACAGAGAUUGUGGAUGAGGACCCGUUUGCCAUUCAGUUGAUGUCUUGGUGUCCCGAGAGCCGCAUGCUUUGUGUGGCUGGUGUCUCUGCCCAUGUCAUCAUAUACAGGUUCAGCAAACAGGAAAUCACCACAGAAGUUGUGCAGUUACUGGAGGUCAGGUUACAGUAUGAGCUGAAUGAUCUGGAGUCUCCAGAAGGGGGAGGAGAUCAGACACCAGCUCCUCCCACGCCAAGCACCUCCCCUAGUCCACAAACCGCCGCUCCUCAGACAUACACCUCCACUAGCAGCAACUCAUCAGAUGGGAUCCGAGACAACAUACCCUGCCUCAAGGUGCGCAGCAGUCCUCUGAAGCAGUCUCCAGGGUAUCAGGUGGAGCUGGUGGUACAGCUGGUGUGGGUCAGUGGAGAGCCGCCCCAGCAGAUCAGCAGCUUGGCCAUCAACUCCUGCUAUGGCUUGGUGGUGUUUGGCAAUAGCAAUGGUCUGGCAGUAGUGGAUUACUUACAGAAGACUGUUCUGUUGAAUCUGGGAACUGUGGAAUUGUACAGCUCUAAUGACCCAUAUCAGAGACAACUGCGAUCUCCCCGCAAGAGCCGACAGCCUUCUGGAGGGCUUUGUGACAUUAGCGAGGGCUCUGCCACCUCAGAGGAUCGCUGCAAAUCCCCCACCUCAGCAAAGAUGUCACGGAAAUUAAGCUUGCCUACUGAGCUAAAGCCAGACUUGGUCCUACUCUCUGUAUGUCCCCCGCGGGGUUCCAUACCCCUAGACAACAGGGACAACUCCUUCAGCCGCUCACGGAGCUCCAGUGUGACCAGUAUUGACAAGGAAGCACGAGAGGCCGUCACAUCUUUCCAUUUCUGUGAGACGUACAACCGCAAAGCAGAUGGCGGACUUACACCUAGUCUGUGGGUUGGCACGUCCUUGGGCACAGUCUUGGCAAUCUCUCUCAACAUGCCCCCUGCUGGAGAGCAGAGGCUUCUGCAACCAGUCAUGGUCUCUCCUUGUGGUACUCUUGUCAGGUUGAAGGGUAGCAUCCUCCGGAUGGCUUUCCUAGAUUCUACAGGGUCUCUCCUCCCUUCUGCUUUUGAGCCAUGGUACGAACCCAACGCCCCGGCCAACGGAGAGGAGCGGGACAAGGCCCGUAAGAGACGGCCGGUGUCUGUGUCCCCAUCCACAUCCCAGGAACUGAAUGAAAACCAGUAUGCUGUGGUGUGCUCUGAGAAACAGGCCAAAGUCAUAUCCCUGCCCUCUCAGACCUGUGUAUUUAAACACAACAUCACCGAAACAUCUUUUGUGCUGCAGGCAGAUGUGGUACAGAUGAACACUGGCAUUUGUGUGGCCUGCUUCUGUGCCAAUGGACACAUCAUGACCCUCAGUCUGCCAGGGUUGAGACCACUGCUGGAUGUAAAUUACCUACCCCUGACAGAUAUGCGGAUAGCGAGAACGUUCUGCUUCACCAAUCUCGGCCAGGCCUUGUACCUGACCUCCCCUACUGAGAUCCAGAGGAUCACCUACAGCCAGGAGGUCUGCGAGAACUUACAGGAGAUGCUAGGUGAGCUGUUUACUCCAGUGGAGACGCCUGAAGCUCCUAACAGAGGAUUCUUUAAGGGUCUUUUUGGAGGAGGAGCACAGUCUCUAGACAGAGAAGAGCUCUUCGGCGAGUCAGGAGCUGGAAAAGCACCACGCAGUCUCGCUCAGCACAUUCCAGGUCCUGGGGGGAUAGAAGGCAUGAAGGGGGCAGCGUCAGGCAUCGUGGGUGAUCUAGCUCGAGCUCGGAUAGCGUUGGAUGAGAGAGGGCAAAAACUGAGUGAGGUGGAAGAGCGGACGGCAGCCAUGAUGGCCAGCGCUGACUCAUUCUCCAGACACGCUCAUGAGAAGAUGCUAAAGUGUAAGGAUAAAAAAUGGUACCAGUUCUGAUCUCCGCAAAAAAGCAGAGCCCAAAGGGACUCAGGAGUUCUCCUACACAGCCUUGUUCAUCUGUAAUCCUUCUCCUUCUCCCACUCCUGUCUUUAUCUCUCCUCUGCUGGACCAAUGGGAUCCCUCGCUCUUUCCUAGCACAAUGUUAAAUACAGUCUGCUUACAGAACUGCAGCACAGACUGAGAGCAGCCCCAAUCUGAGGAAUACCAUACCAUGAUGGCGUCCACUCUUCGGUUUUUGUUUGUUUGUUUAAUAGCGCCAAUCCUCUCUCAUGAUGGCUGGGCUUUGCACGCCCUGAAAUUCCAUUUCUUCGCUCAGUCUUUGAAUUGUUUUCGUGCUGUUGUUUUUUGCAAUCAUGUCCUGCCUCCCGCAUCAGAGAGCAGUAAAUAGUCAAAAAAGACUGACUAAACAAAAAAUACAAUAACUAAACAACAAACAUCAUAAAAAUCUAAAAAAAGAGUAUAUAUACAUAAUUCUAUGUAAAUCUCCAUUAAAGUCUGUAAAAAUGCCUUAUUCACUAUUGACUGUCAUAAGGAAAACUGAAAUACGAAGACACCAGGUGAAGCACGGGAAGAGCUCUGUUCACAGGAAAUGAUGUCGUAACGUGGAGGAGUCAAACCUUUCAGAAGAGAGAACAUCGCCCUUCUCCUGAAAUGUAUUCAGUGUAUUUCUGUCAAUUUUCCUAAAUUACCCAUUUGGUUUAAUUACCAUUUUAAUAUUAUUUAUUUAUUUAGCAACAAACUAGAAAUAAUCUGUAAAAUCAACUGUAAAUGUCUAAUUAAAUAUAAAAUGCUUUUUGGGUGAUAUUUUUACGGAAUUAUUGUGAAUAUCACUACAAUAAUGCUUUACAUUAAAGUACCAUCUAGAGGGUUUAUAAUAAGUUGACAUGAUCCAGAGAAUGAAUCGACAGAUCUAUGUGGUGAAUGAAUUAUGAAAUAACUAUUUAUAAACCAACUGUGAGUGAUUUAAUGAUGGUAUUUUCAUGUGAUACAUUAUACAGAUGUUUUAAACUUUCUAUGAAACUCCGUGCUGAAAAUAUCUGGUCUGGACUGAGUUGUGAAAGAAAGUAGGCAAAUGCAAGGUUUAAAGUUAUCCAUGUUUUGUUGGGUAGACAGCCAUAUAGACCUCAACAGCUAGAGCAUUUGUUGUGACUGAAAAUUACAUCACAGUCUCUUCGGCGUUGACUCUGGGAUUUGAUUUUGCCCAAUAGACCAGCUUUCUCAUUCCUGCAUACUGCAUAGAUUAAACCACUUGAACAUAGACGCUUUAGUUGAACAUGUAGAGAUUGUACUUAAGUAAAUAUUUUGGUCCACAUUUCAUUUGUUAAAUAAAAAGCACUUACUGUACUGUUGGAAACAGCUCUUUUCAUGCCUGGAAAUUUGGACCGGUUUUCCAGCUCUAAUCUUUGGUGACUUGAGAACGCUUUCACUGACUUGGAAACAAUAUUCAUUGUAGUUCUGAAUGUCAGUAUAACAUGUUUCUAUCUGGUUUCACACUGGUGCUUCAUGUGUAAUGCAAUGGCACAGAACAUACUUCAAUUACAUCUUCAUCUGUGAAAACACCUACAAUGAGUGUUACAAAACCAGAUAACUAUAGAAUUUAGUAACAUUAAAUACAAAAAAAAAAAACUUACAGAAAAGGUCUUUCUUGUCCCAUUUCUCCCUUGAAACCACAUUUUAGUGCCAUUAUAUUUAUUUGCAAGAUGGUUUGCAAGAAAUGCUGCUAUAUAUGUUGCAUUGAUCACAUGAUCCAUUGUCGUUCCAGGUACUGAUUCUCACUUGCCUCUCUGCCCAAAGUUUUGUGCCAUUCUAUGAAUGAAGAAGUAGUUCGACAAUCUGGGAGCAUAAAUUGCAAGUGGUCCUGGCCAUACUGACCCUAAGACAGUUGCCAUAUCUUUUCAAACGCCAAAGAUUUUCUUUCAUUGAGUUCUGUAUUCCAUUGACUGUUCGACUGCUGUUUGUGUCUGAAGUACCACCUCAUAUUCCACCAGUAACAGUGUUGAGGACUUUUCUGAUGUUUUUGGCUGUGUGCUAGUCUGCCUUUCGUGUGUUUCGUAUGCCGUACUUCAAACGAAGUAAAAUGGGGGGAAAAAGAAUUACAAAACAAAACCAAGCCAAUCUCUCUCAGACUAAAUGUUUCUCUGUGUUGGACUCUAUAUUCUCUGUAGAUGUGUUUUCAUGCCAUGGUGUUAGUGUUUCCGAAGAACGGGUUUGUUUUUCAAUAUCUCGCUCGUAUGUCAUCUCUCCUGAUUAACUAAUUCAAUUAUAUUUGUACGAUGUGUAUUUUUCUCUGCAGUACUGUAUUUCCCUGGAUAGAUAUCCUUGUCAUAUUUUUAAUCGUCUAUUAUUAAAAAAAUUAUUUUUAUAUAUGCUUUGAGGAGGACGUACUUUGAGCUCAUUGCACUCUGUUACUUGUCUUCAUGUCUUUGUUUUCUGUUGUGGUCUGUUUGUUCAUGCCAUCAUUGACACAAUGGGUGAUUUUUGAAUGAAACAUGAGUAAGCGUUUCCUCUAAAUUCUUGCAUAAAAGUAUGGUUCAUUAAAAGAAAUGCCAUACAUUUGAUUAUGUGUGUUCGAAAAUACAUUUUUGGCCCCAACGUGGUUGAUACAAUUCAAAACCAAAAAUUAUUUUUCAAGAUGUUGGCUCAUGUACUCACGAGAUGAUUCCAGGAAAUAUUUGAUGUUCUAGGUUGCUAUUUUGUCAGUCAUUCGAUAAAGUAUCCAAUCAGCCGUGUUGAACUGUAAUGCUGUAAAUGUCAAUAAUAAGUGUUCAAACUCCAGCAGAAUUUGUUCACACCUUCAGUUCAUUCAUGUCUGUUUCAGAGAGGUUUCAGACUGACUCUUAAUGUGAGCCCUUUGUCAUCUUUAAUGGCUAAGGAGGAAAAAAAAAAGGUUCUUGUUGCUUUCUUGGCUUUAAUUUUAUUUAUUCAUUUUGUAAUGUUUCAUGUUGACUUUAAGUGAAUUGUUUUAUUUGUCUCAGACAGAACAUUCUUACCUGAAAUAUUACACUUUUAACAUGCAGAAGAGCCUCGUUCGUUUUCUGUCCUGAAUAUAAUGGUUAUCAGUGGGUUGCAGUAUUUUCUCAUUGUAGCCAAUUUCUUGUACAGUUUUAUGCAAAUUUCACAUGGAUGUUUAUGACUAUCUGCUGCCACAAACAAUUUAGAAUUUCUGUAGAUAGAUUACUGUGCAAUGGAAAAUA